AUGGCUGCUACUGACAGUAUCGUGUAUCAUGGAAACUGCCACUGUGGCCGCUACCGUUUUCAGGUCUCAACAGCAGAGAUCACAUCAGCCAUAUCCUGUUCCUGCAGUCUAUGUGUGAAGAAAGGAUACUUGUGGCUGAUUCCGGGGGAAGGGGCGUUUACAGUUCUGAGAGAUGAAGGCUACCUUGUAGAGUACCAAACAUCUACAUUGAAAGAUAAAUUCUGUAGCUACUGCGGAAGCGGAGUCGAGGGCGAGCAUCUGACGGGUCCGCUGCGAGGCAAAUUCUUGAUCAACAUCCGAACACUGAGAGAGCCAUAUGUUAAUCCAUUCAAGCUUGAAUCGGCAAUAACUGUCAUCGAGGCUGAAGGCGAUACACGAUCGAUUGAACCAGUUUCACAACAGCCCGACGAACCAGCUGCGAAAAGUCUGUUUAUAUGCCAUUGCGGUGAUGUCAGAGCUAUUUUAUUGAGCCCGAUAGAGGGUGAAGAACUAAAAGAGGACAACUGUAGUAAAUGUGUGAGGAUUGCAUACAUCGGCAUUUACCCUACGAAAGACAAUGUAAGAAUUCACGGCCGUGAUCGAGUUUUCGAAUAUCUUACGGGUGGAAAAUUCACGGGGUCGACGUACUGCAAAACUUGCGGUGUCCAUGUUUUUAGUAACAUUUAUGGCCCUCCCAUAAGCGUCUUUGACAAGCUCCCACCAGAGAGGAAAGAAAGGGCUUUGGCAGUCUAUCAUAAAAACAUGGCAAUGCAGCCUCUGAAUGUGCGAGCAAUAGAAGGCGUGAAGAUAGACACGUUUCAGCCACUGAUCAAGAGGGAAGACGAGGGAACUGAGGGAUAUGAGCUGGACUCUUGA
Molecule: messenger RNA, 855 nt
Organism: Trichoderma harzianum CBS 226.95
Lineage: Eukaryota; Fungi; Ascomycota; Sordariomycetes; Hypocreales; Hypocreaceae
Exons: 4
Coding region: 1-855 (284 amino acids)
Molecular function (GO): carbon-sulfur lyase activity
Source: RefSeq, a predicted model, not a curated record